Molecule: messenger RNA, 2300 nt
Organism: Drosophila eugracilis
Lineage: Eukaryota; Metazoa; Arthropoda; Insecta; Diptera; Drosophilidae
Product: neprilysin-4
Exons: 2
Coding region: 113-2248 (711 amino acids)
Biological process (GO): protein processing
Cellular component (GO): plasma membrane
Molecular function (GO): metalloendopeptidase activity
Source: RefSeq, a predicted model, not a curated record
UAUUAAACAGACGAGCUUGUUGCGUUUCCAAAAACUCCUGGUCGAUCGAUGAUUAGCUGCACUAGUUGAAUAUAAUAUAAACGUUGUGUGCGUGCCCUAUGUAUUAGGAAACAUGUGUUCAAUUUCAAAUCGUUUUCGAGUAUCUUUAUCUACGGGACGUAUUUACAUCCUGAUAUUCGUAUUUUUGUCGAGUUGUGAGGCUAGGACCAUCGGUGAUGAGUCUCAGGAAAACGCGAUUAUAGAUGACACGGCGGAGUACCUUCGAUCUUAUGGCGCCAAGAUGAAAUCCUAUAUGAAUUUCAGCGUAGAUCCUUGUGAAGAUUUUUACGAGUACGCCUGCGGAAACUGGAAGAAUGUGAUUCCUCCCAGACAAUCUGUCAACAAGCGAAACAAUCUACUGGACAUUAUUUAUACUAUAGCAGAAGUAACGGAGUCCCUGUUGAGCAGGUCGCAACUCGCCGAAGCCCUUAAUGUUUCUGCCGAACUUCUGGUUGCGCAACGCUUCUAUAAUUCCUGCCUCAAAGCUCAAGUGCUUCCUCUGCCGGCUGCCGAUCCCGCUUAUCUGUCGCUUAUCAGAUCUAUCGGUGGUUUUCCCGCUGUCGACGGGGAUUCUUGGAACUCGUCCAAUUUCAAUUGGUUCAACAUGAGCGCCCACCUUACCAACUACGGCGCCCAAGGACUGAUUAAAGAAGACAUUCUGCCGCAAUAUCCAUUUAAUCCGUACUUUAAACUGCCGGACCUAGGCUACGACCACUUUGUCCAUACGGAUAACAUAGCUAAUUCAAGUACAAGGGCCUACAUCCUAAACGAGGAGCGUAUGCGUGGCUACCUAAAAGCCUUUAAUCUCACAGAGGAUAAAAUCUCCCAGGUGAUAGUAGGAGUCUUUGACUUUUGGCGCGAGGCGCUCGCUCUUAAAGAUAAAUUUAACGGCGAUGAUAGUCAGUGUCAGGAUUUAACUAUACAAAACAACGUGACAGUUUUUAGCCAAUGGAAUAACUACUACGAGAUUGCCUGGAAUGGCAUGGACUUCUACAACGGAUCGGUCCCUAGCGAAUACUGCGACUUUUACUACACGGAGCUUGACAAGGUGUGUGAUAGGCACAUGGAAGCAGUUGCCAACUAUCUGGCUAUGAUGCUGCUUUAUCGGAUGGACGCCAAGCUGAAGGAGGAAAAGUACCAUAAAGAACAUUGCCUGCUGAUCGUUCAGUUCACGUUAUCCCAUCUCUUUAAUAAGCUAUACAUGCCGGAAAACUUUUCAGAAGACAUACAUUCUGACAUCUUCAGCAUGGUGACGGAACUAAGAAAAUCACUGCGUGAGGUUCUUAGGAACGCUGAAUGGCUGGACAAUGAGACAAGGCAAGAGGCCUUACUCAAGGAGGCCAGCAUGACUCCGGUAAUUGGCAGCUACAAGAACGCAGCGAUCACCGACGUCCUUCUCAAUCAGAUCAGGAAUCUAACUCUUUUUGAUGACAACUAUGCCAAAAGUUUGAUCAGCUUGCGAAAAUUGGGUAUUAGUCUGCGGCGAUAUAAUGGCCUUCAUUUUGAGGAUAUGUCUGAGGACACGAAGCCAUUGGAACUCCUGGUUGGAAUGCAGGUAAAUGCCUUCUAUUACAACUUGGAUAAUUCCAUCUAUGUGAUGGCUGGGAUACUUCAUCCGCCAGUGUAUCACCACUUGUGGCCCAACUCUCUAAAAUUUGGCACACUGGGCUAUCUCAUAGGUCAUGAGUUAACACACGGUUUUGAUACGUCUGGCUCCGGCUUUGACGGCUCAGGUAUAAUUCGGAAUUGGUGGACAGAGAAAUCAAACGCAGUGUUUAAGGAGCGGGCUAGGUGUUAUGUGGAUCAUUAUAGCAGGUAUCUUAUACCAGAGAUUAAUCGUAAUAUUAAUGGCAACGAAACCAAGGACGAAAAUAUUGCGGACGCCGGCGGAUUGAGGGAGGCGCUCGCCGCCUAUCGAAACCAUUUGAAACAGAUCCAAAUAAGCGCCGACGAGACACUGGCGCCCCAAAGUGACCAAAUGCCUGGCCUUGAUCUCUCACCCGAGCAGCUAUUCUUCCUCGGAUUCGGACAACUCUGGUGCUCCUCAUUUAAAGAGGAACACUACUGGGAGGAGCUGAAUGAGAAGCACACAAUCGACAAAUAUCGAGUACUGGGGGCCGUCUCUAACAAUGAUGACUUUGCCGAAGUCUAUAACUGUCCAGUUGGAAGUGCCAUGCGUCCAAAAGCAGAAAGCUGUCGGGUCUGGUAAUCUUAAGGGAUCUUCAAAAAAAAAAUUGACAAAGAUAUAAAUAAAGAAACUA